CAUACACGACGUUAUAACACCGGUCGAGUCGCCAGCGUUCUUUCUACCUUCAGUCGCAACGGUUAGCUUUUGAUGGCAGGAUGUCAGGGGAAUAAUUACUAGAAAUCCCCGUCAAUUAAUCAGAUUUUCGUUCGUGAUUGUUCGUAAGCACCAGUAGUUUAGUCGCACUUCUUCAAGUCUGUGUUACAAUUUGGAUUAAACUUCCUUCCUUCAGAAUCAGCUGAUUGGAUAAUGUAAAUAAGGCUAUCCCGAUAAAGCUACAAUUAUGAUUUACUACUACGACCACCGCAGGACCUACCUCUUUAUAUUUUUCCUGAUCUCAGCAAUCGCCACACAAGCUGAAGACCUUUUAGACCAAUACGUGAAACACGUGGAAUUAGUGAACGGUUUCGAACGAACUAAGGAACAUUCAAACGAUAGUGCAGUUUUAAGGACGUCCAGUGAUGUGCUCGUGGAAGAAAAGUGGCGAAGAAAACGUCAAGUGUCGUCUGAUAUCGUAUGGACCCAUUCGGCCUCGUUGGAUCGCGAAGGUUUAGUAGUUUUAAGGUGGCAACCCAGGCACCAAGAAAUCCUGUUUCGAGUCGAAGCCAAAACGCUAGGGUAUAUUGGCAUCGGAUUCAGCCCAAACGGUGGAAUGGAAGGGGCGGACAUAGUCAUGGGAUGGGUCGACGACCGACUGUUGAAACCCAUGUUGGUGGAUUGCCACGGCGUGCCCAAAAGUCAAGGAAGCGCUCCGGUCAAGGACGUAAUUGACAAUUAUACUUUGAUGAGAGGCGUCCAGAACAAUACCCAUACGGUUCUCGAAUUCAGAAGAGCCCUGGAUACUUGCGAUCCAAACGAUUAUAUAUUGUCGAGCGACACCGUAAGGGUCAUAUGGGCCCUUCACGACAGAGACCCGCAGUAUGACACCACAAUGAUUUACCACGAGGAGAAAAGGGGGGUUCAAAGUUUGCACCUGUUAGGACCGCCGCCGGUCCCAAAACCCACGAACCUCCAUUUGAGAAACUGGGAUGUAGAAUUAAAGAACUUUAAAAUUCCAAGCAACAUGGACACGGUGUACUGGUGCAAAGUUUUCAAAACCCCAACAUUUAACGAGAAACAUCAUAUCACGGGCUUCGAGCCCAUAAUCGGUAAAAACCACGAAUCGAUGGUUCAUCACAUGAUCAUGCACGAGUGUGAACUCGACGACUACACGAAUUUCCAUCUGUGGGACGGUUUUGCGAAACAAGAUGGGCAACUCUGUUAUAGCAACAUGCCGGUCGAAUGGGAGAAGUGUCUGACUCCACUAGUCGCUUGGGCAAUUGGUUCCAAAGGUGAAUUUUUUCCUAAUCACGUGGGGCUGCCACUCGCCAAAAAUAAAAACUCGUACUACAUGCUGGAAGUGCAUUUCGACAAUCCGUCGAUGAAAACAGCAACCGAUACGUCAGGAAUAAGGUUGCAUUACACCAAUCGAUUGAGAGAGAACGAAGGGGGGAUUUUAAUAACCGGAGUGGCACCUUCAACUCUUCACUUCAUUCCACCAUUCCAGAAAGAGUACAAGACUGCUGGAUACUGCAGUAUCGGAUGCACCAAAGAGGUGUUUCCCAAAGAUGGCAUCAACGUCGUAUCGGUGAUGCUGCAUUCGCAUUUAGCUGGGAGAAAGUUGAAACUACGUCAUCUCAGAGCUGGAAAAGAAUUGCCUCCUUUAGCCCAGGAUGAACACUACGACUUCAACUAUCAGCAAUCGCGAGCGUUAUCACAAGAUACCAACAUCCUUCCCGGGGACGGACUAAUCACCGAGUGCAGCUAUUCGACUCAAACUAGAAACAAACCAACGCUGGGGGGUUAUUCCACCAGGGAAGAAAUGUGCCUCGCCUUCGUCUUGCACUACCCUCGUACCGAGUUGGCGGGCUGUUACUCCAUCCCUCCUGUGCGAUAUUUUUUCGAAAACCUGGGGGUCAAGGAGUUUUAUGGGAAAAAUAUGUCCGUGAUAGAGCAAGCGUUGCUCGAAGGAAAAAUGGAAUCGGAAAACCUACCGUCGACUACUCCGAAACCGUUCGAAACGAGACCCGGAGAUGAGAUGUCGCCCGAAGCAAACAUGAGAGCGAUCAUGGCCUUGCGAAAUGCCAAAGAAUACAGCAUAGACGGGGACACUGCCGAUCAAAACCUCUUCGACAAGUUGGUAAUCAAAGACCCGGAAGAGUUCCGAAACAAAACCUUCACGGCCCACCUUCAGAGCAUUCCCUACAACGAAACGGUCCUCACGAAGAAAAUGGAAGAAUAUUUUUACAACGGUCUGCAUUUGACGUUUUGCCGGAAAAGGGAUGAUACCCUGGCCAUAAAAGAAAACAUCGAAAAGCUUCCGAUAUUCGAAGCAUACGAUCCAAAAGCUAGUAUUUUAUGCAGCAACAAAACCAAGAGGGCUUCUAAUGGAUCGCGUGUUAAGCCGGGGAUUUUGUUAAUUGUAAUAGUAGGACUUGGGAUAACCCGAUAAGAUGAAAGGCACUCUGGAGGCCUUUGCGAUUUCGCUUUAGCAGGUGAAGAAAAAACAAACUGUGCACGGUGACGUUUUGUUAUAUUAGUUUGCCAAUGGGCAAAAUGUUUUGAAUGAUUGCGUCCAAAUGAAAGCUGCUCCCCUUUAAUUUAAGUAAAAAUGACAAUCAAAAGACGCUUUGAGGAAAUCAUAUAUGUAUGCCCGUUUUGACUGUUAUUAGAGGUUUUUCAAAAAAUAUGACUAAAUAAUAUCCCAAAGUAUCAUUUGAUAGGUCCUCUUUAAAGAAAAUUCAUAAAAAAUAAAUAAAAUAGCUAAAAGAACUGACCAAUUGGCUUUUAUCAUUGGACAAAACAAUAACACACCAUUUUCAUUUCAAUUAUAUUGUUGUCAAGAUGUUGUUCAAUGUGUUUUCUUAAUAAUUAGUUUUUUAUCACGCCUACGUCUAUUUGUCUAUAACAAACUAUUGGAAGGCAAUUUUAAGCAGCCUACACCGAUUAUUGUUAAAUUGAAAAAUCGAUUAUAAUAGCCUAAACCAGUAUACGAAACUUUCUGCUAUGAAAUAUGCCAAUGCGCAUGUAUUCCACCAUUUUUAACAAAUGUCAUUGUGUUUUGGUAAAAUUUUCAAAUAAUUUUAAGUAGUCGAGAACAGCGAAUGUAAGACUGUAGAUUAGGCUCCUUUGUUUGAUAGUUUUCCUCCCAUAAAGUACUUACAAUAAUUAUGUAUAUAAUUGCAUUUGCUAAUAAGAUGAGCGUGUUUGAAUAUGAACGAAUGAAUACCCUACGAUAUUCUGUUUUAUUAUUAUGAUUUUCGCAUUUAUUAUUUAUUUUUGUGUUUUUUACUAAUUUAUUUUUUUGUUUGAUUUUGUUGUAAAUUUAUUCCAAACCCUGUAUAUAGUACUGGAUGAACUACCAAAUAUAUUUUACUUUUAUUUAUAAUUCAUAAAACUUGAUGCUGUGAAUUGUUUUAUAUAAUGUAGUGACUAGCAUAUAAUAUACUUAUUUUUAGUACACGUGAGUAGCAAUUAGGUAAUGCUGAAAAGGGUAACUCUACAUUUUACGACUGAAUACCUUUUUGAUGAAAUAAUUUUAACGCCAGAAAUAAUCAUUGUAUUCAAUGACGAUAGAUAAAAUGGUCUACAUCUACCUGAAACACACGAAUCGAGCGAAUUUUAGCGCGUCAUUUGCCAGUAAUAUUUAAGAAUAUUGCCGGUAGACAAGGAAAUUGGGGCACCUGUAGAUAAUUUAUCUAAAA
This is a messenger RNA of Cylas formicarius (sweet potato weevil), 3725 nucleotides long. RefSeq names its product MOXD1 homolog 1. The coding region runs from base 266 to 2473 and encodes 735 amino acids. Gene Ontology annotation, cellular component: secretory granule membrane. Gene Ontology annotation, biological process: norepinephrine biosynthetic process; octopamine biosynthetic process; dopamine catabolic process. The transcript is spliced from 10 exons. Gene Ontology annotation, molecular function: dopamine beta-monooxygenase activity; copper ion binding. The record is from RefSeq and is a predicted model, not a curated record. Lineage: Eukaryota; Metazoa; Arthropoda; Insecta; Coleoptera; Brentidae.